ACCAUCGCUAUAGUGAAAAAAUAGUUCACUAGCAACUCCAGCAUCCCCUUAACCUUACGUUUAAUAUCUCUGUGCAUGUAUUCUGAUACUUAUAGCUAAAAAUUGUCAGAUGUAGUUCACAUACACACACGUAUUCGUAAUACGUACGUGUUCGAUUUAAAAGUGCCUUACUUCAGACGCGACAUAGAUAAUACGAAAUGUACUUUAGACGAUUGACAUUUACGGCGCCUUUGGAAAUUUAGCAUUCCCGAUACGACAAUAGAGAAAAACGCUUUGCACCGUUUGCACCGUGACGCGAUGAUCAGAUGAUAAUGCAGCAGCGAAAAAAAGUGUGCGUGUGGAGAACAUAACCUGCAAUUUGCUACUGAUAUUAAUUUAUUAAUUUCUGUUGUCUGCAAAUUUUAAUGUAAUGCGAGAAUAUGUAAGCUGCAUUAUCUAGUUACUAACAGAUUACUGAUUGUAAAUAAUUUAACACAUAUUUAUACAAAUUUUACACAGUAUAAGCACAAAAAAUUCUGAUUUAUCUUAUUGUAUAUAUUUAAAUAUAUAAAAUUAUAUACAGAAGUAAUUGAUUAAGAUAUUAAUUUCGCGUAUAUUCAUUUUAUCUCAGUAGUUAUACUAAGAUCAUUUUGGAGUACAUGUAACAAAAUGACUAUAAUAUUAGGAGGUGGUAUAUCUGGUCUAUCAGCAGCGUAUUAUGCUGCUAAAAAUGCGAAAAUUACUUCCAUUAAUUUGCUGGAAGCGUCCAAUCGCCUGGGUGGUUGGAUACGCAGCAGAGUAUCGCCAAAUGGAGCAGUCUUCGAGCAGGGACCAAGAACCAUCAGAUUAGUUGGAGCAGCUGGAAAGAACACUCUUGACUUAGUAGAGGACCUCCAACUGACUGAUAAGUUAAUUCAUAUCGAAUUAAAUCAUCCCGCAGUAAAAAACAGAUUGAUUUACUCAGACGAAAUAUUGCAUUUGCUUCCCACCUCGUUAGCAGGUUUUUUCAAAACUACUUCACUGCUGAAUCGUUCCUUGAUAAGUUGCAUAUGGAGCGAUCUGAGAGCACCCAAAGUAUCCAAAGAGGAUGAAAGUAUACACAGCUUCUUUCAGAGAAGAUUCGGCCAGGAUGUCGCGGACAAUCUGAUCAGUCCAAUAAUCUGUGGAAUUUGCGCGGGGGACGCGCGUGAGAUAAGCGUCAAGUUUUUAUUUAAAUCUCUGUUCGAGGCGGAGCAGGAGCACGGAUCUGUAGUGAAGGGUAUGCUGCUGAAUAGACUGCAGAGGUCAAAAAAAGGUGACUCGGCAGGCACAAGCGAUGCCGAAUCCGCGGUUCCGCAUGGAGGUUUGGCGGCCAGAGCCCAAGCGAAACGUUGGACAUCAUGGGGCCUGCAGGGAGGACUCGAACAAUUGCCUCAAACGUUAGCCGACAGUUUAAAGGAACGGGGAGUGGAGAUACAAACUGGGAAGAAGUGCGAGAAGCUCACGUUUAAACCGGACCACGUGGAACUGUCGGUCAACUCAGGCGGUACUCGGGAAUGCUCGCGCGUGAUCUCGAGUAUAUGUGCUAAGGACUUGGCCGAGCUGGUGCAGGAGCAACAUCCCACGCUGUCGGCGGAAUUGAAGGCGAUACCCACCGUGACGGUAGCGGUAGUCAACCUCGAAUUUCAGGAGAACGUGUUGCCGUUGCAAGCGUUCGGCUUCCUCAUACCUCCGAAGGAGAAUCUUCCUCUGUUGGGAGUGAUCUUCGACUCCUGUGUAUUCCCUCAGAAAUCCACGGUGUUAACAGUAAUGAUGGGAGGCGCGUGGUUCGAGAAAUAUUUCGGGCCUAAUCCGACGGAGGAACAACUGUUAAAAACGGCAACCGACCACACGCGAGACAUUCUGUGUAUUGAGGAGGAACCAGUUGCACGUAACGUUGCCAUUCUGAAGGAUUGUAUUCCGCAGCACGUAGUGGGUCAUACUCAACGUGUAAAACGCAUCCGUGAAUACAUUUUCGAACACCGCAUCCCCCUCGGGCUGUGCGGUUCCUCGUACGACGGCGUGGGACUCAAUGACGUUAUUCUGUCAGCAAAACAGGUGGUUCGUGACAUCGUCAAGUAAUUGUGGUAUUGUGUGCUCGAGAGAUUCAUAUAAACACUGCGAGGACUAGUAACAGUGUACAAAGUGACUGUGACAUGCAAUCAACGUGCAUUCUUAGCAACUUCUUCUGUAACAAACCAUGCAAAAGAUAUGCAAACCUGUAUUAAAAAAACGCAAACAAAAUUUUUCAGAAAAUGCAAUGCAAUAGAGAAACUCCUGGGGGUGAUGAGAAUUCGAAUAUUAUUAUCGUUCUGUUUAAUCCAUCAUUUAUAAACAAUAACAAUAUUAAAUAAUUAUUCGGUCACUAUGCGGACAAUAGUUAUGCAGAAAUGGAAUAAACUGUAUUUCCUGUAA
This is a messenger RNA of Ooceraea biroi (clonal raider ant), 2412 nucleotides long. It is a transcript of the gene Ppox, whose product is annotated as protoporphyrinogen oxidase. Gene Ontology annotation, biological process: heme biosynthetic process. Gene Ontology annotation, molecular function: protoporphyrinogen oxidase activity, oxygen as acceptor. The record is from RefSeq and is a predicted model, not a curated record. NCBI's taxonomy places the organism in Eukaryota, Metazoa, Arthropoda, Insecta, Hymenoptera, Formicidae. Gene Ontology annotation, cellular component: mitochondrial inner membrane.